Molecule: messenger RNA, 2089 nt
Organism: Ylistrum balloti
Lineage: Eukaryota; Metazoa; Mollusca; Bivalvia; Pectinida; Pectinidae
Exons: 9
Coding region: 115-1734 (539 amino acids)
Biological process (GO): protein refolding
Cellular component (GO): cytoplasm
Source: RefSeq, a predicted model, not a curated record
CUCUCAUUUGUUGAUAUAAGCUCCAUGGCAAGGUUUCAAAGAUGUAGGUGAUCGAGGCAAAAGGAGUUUUUCCAGGAUCUUUGUGAUCACUGAGUCACAGAUAGAUCAGGAACCAUGACCAAGAACCUUUUCACCGUUCUUGGUCUCAAGCCAGGAGCAACGGAGGAUGAGAUCAAAAAGUCCUACCGAAACCUGGCUCGGAAAUUUCACCCUGACAAAAACAAGGAACCUGGUGCUGAAGAAAAGUUCAAGGAAAUCUCUGCGGCAUACGAUUAUCUAAAAAGUGCUGAUCGACGAGAAAUGCAUGAAAGAGAGGUUAACAAACCAAAAGAGGAACCGAAAAAAACUUUUACUAAAACAAAACCAAGUGGUAGUUAUAGCACAACGUUUUCUUAUAGUACUGGGAGUGAUGAUGGUAAGGGAUAUAGUGGUGCAUAUUCUAAACCUUCAGGUCGGACAUUUACAUCACCAGAAGAGGAUUUCAAUUUCACAUUUUUUUCAUCCGGCAAAGGGGCAAGAAAUUCCAACAACAAAAGUAAAAAGAAAAAAACAAAGAGUAAACCACAGAAACCUUGGAGUCAGGACUGGAACGCUCCGGAUGAAGACCUUUUCGGAGAUUUUGAGGCUGGCUUUCCAGGAUUUGGUUCAAAAUCUGGAAUGUUUUCCUUCGCUUUUAAAUCAUUUGUAGAUGAUCUAGAUGCCCAUUUCUCAAUGUUUUGCUCGAAAAGUCCAUUUGAAUUUUCAUCUUUUCAUGGUGGAAUGGAUGAGUUUGAUGACAUCUUUACAGGAAAAGCAAACAAACAGCAUAAAAAAUCACACAAUGUUAAGAAAGAGAAGAAAGAGAAGCGAAACACUGCUCCUGAACACGGUUACAGUGGUGGAUUGAACCAAGAAUAUAUGUUUUCCCCGGGACAAACACAACACGCUGAACUAUCAUCAGACGAGGAUGAUGAACCAGGAUUUAGAUUCAGUUCGGAUUCAGAAGAAGAUGAUGGCUAUGCGGAACCAAGAUUCAGAUGUUCAUUUUGUGGGAAGCGUUUGACACUUGAGGCAUUAAAUACUCACGAACCAGCGUGUGAGCGCCGACAGAGACACAGCCAGUUUGAUGAUAGUGAUCCCUUCGGGGCUCAUUAUCCAAAGCCAAAAGGUGAACAUUGGCGUGAUACACAUGAAAAUUUACUGAAGAACAUUCGUCGAGCCAGACGAGCAGCAAAAAUGACAAGAGAUGACAGUGAUCUCGGUCCUGUGGAGUGUAGAUAUUGUGGACGGUCAUUCAGUAAGUCAGCAGCUGACCAUCACAUCCCUUUCUGUGAGAAGUGGACAAAGGAUCAUGGAACACCCCUCAAUCCCCAGAACAGAUCGAGUGGCAGGGGUACAAACAGUAAACAGGAACGUGCUAAAGAGUAUUCCCGUUCCGUCCCCAAACCAAAAUGUCGAACCGAUACACAAUACACAGGUGCUUCACCCCGAUCUGACUGGAGCAAGACUAGCUUUCCAGAUGUUAAUACAGGACAAAGGAGAGAGACCAUGGAUGAGCCAUAUGUCUUCAGCGGUACAGGACUGAGCUCGCCACGCUCGAAUAAACCACCUCACCAAGCAAGGACGAGGACACCAAAAUUCCAUGCCACCUCUCCUAAGGAAGAUAUAAAGUUCCCUGAUCCUAAAGGACCUACCAGUUAUACUCGAGUGCACAUGGAACGCAAGCCAGCAACCAACGUUCGAUUUUCGACGUGAUAGUCUCUGGAGUAUCGAUAAUCUAGACAUUUGUCCUGUUGGAUAUUUCCGGACUUUGGAAAGUUAUGUCACCUAGAGAAUACACCUUGAUAUUGUUAUAUUUGUCUCCUUGGAAACAAACUGUUGACAUGGAAACAGUAUUUAUUGCUUCAUUAACUUAUUAUAUAAAAAUCUGCUUUAUUAUUGCAGCAAUUUCCGAUAACAUUUCAAUGUUUACAUUGAAACCUUUAAUAUGUCAUGGCUGUCUUCUCUGUACUCUCCGACGCCAUCACAAGUUAACAAGUUGUGCUGUAAAACAUUUUUUUCUUUAUGAUGUUUUGUGAUAAUAUUAAAUUCAUACAUUUUUAGAGAAAAA